Molecule: messenger RNA, 597 nt
Organism: Entrophospora sp. SA101
Lineage: Eukaryota; Fungi; Glomeromycota; Glomeromycetes; Entrophosporales; Entrophosporaceae
Source: the annotation of a GenBank genome assembly
AUGUCAAUAUGUCAAGUAACCUUGGUGUCUUUUUUACUUCAUCAAAAAGAAUGUUACCUAGAUGAAGAUUGUCCUUUAAUUAGUGAAGGACAGUUAUGCAUUCAUGGAGUUUGUGCAUUUGAAUGCUUGGGAAAUAGUGAUUGUCCUCAAGAAGGAAAAUGUGAUUCAAAUUUAUAUAGUAAUAGUGUUAGUAUUGGUAGUACGAACGAUGCUAAUCCUUUAACGAUACCAAUAAUUUUGGGAGUUAUUAUAAUACUUUUUACAAUUGGAAUAUUAUUUUUAUUAAUUUAUCUUUUAAAAAAACGUAAAGUAAAAAACAAAUCCAAAUUACCCAAAAUUAAACGCUCAAAGCUAUCUACUUCGAGUGUUGCUCCAGAAAUGCGUAGUACAUCGAAAAACAAUAACAACGGUGCAGUUGGGUAUUCUGCCUCAGAGAAUUUAGGAGAUAAAUCAUUUUCUCAUAUACAGUCGCAAACUGUCUAUGGAAAUUCUGCGUCCGCCACCUCAAUGAUCGAACUGCAAACUGCUUCACAUCUUCCUGUGCUUCAAGAACAUCAUUUUAUGUCACAAGAUGGAUAUAUUUCACCUCAACCUUAG